Rhagoletis zephyria (snowberry fruit fly) is the source of this 504-nucleotide messenger RNA. Its product is annotated as dynein light chain roadblock-type 2-like. The record is from RefSeq and is a predicted model, not a curated record. NCBI's taxonomy places the organism in Eukaryota, Metazoa, Arthropoda, Insecta, Diptera, Tephritidae.
AUGAUUUGUAGCGGACAUCACCUACCGGAAGAGGAUGUCCUUGGAAAUUUCCGUACACUAGUCUUCAGUAUAAAGCCAAUAAAAACUGAAAUCCGAUGUGGGACAUGCAUUUGUUUGUCGGUUAAACGCACACGCUCCUAUGUAGAAGAAGUUUAUCGCCAGAUAGAAGAAAAGCCGGAUAUACUUGAUAUUAUAAUAUUGAACAAAAAUGGGAAUCCUGUUAAGACGACGAUGGAGCCGCAAUCAGCUAUUGAGUUUUCCGGCCUGUACGAGGUAUUGAAGGAAAAAGUUCAAUCAGGCUUGCAGAAGAUCGAUCCUGACGAUAAGCUAUUGAUGCUACGUGUACGUACAAAAGCAAACGAAGUGCUUAUUACGCCAGAUGAAAAAAUUACUGUGGUGGUAGUGCAAAAUGCUCAAGAUAGAAUACAAUUAUGAAUUGUAAUUUUGAAUUUUAAAAUAAAUUGCUAUAUUAGCACAUUAGAACCAUUCAAAAAUAUAAUCAUA